This is a messenger RNA of Paramuricea clavata, 735 nucleotides long. The record is from the annotation of a GenBank genome assembly. NCBI's taxonomy places the organism in Eukaryota, Metazoa, Cnidaria, Anthozoa, Malacalcyonacea, Plexauridae.
AUGUCGAAAGUCAUCCCCGUCCUGGUCCAGACGUUGAAAGCACGUUUCGCAAACUACGAUGACGCGAUCUAUUCGAAGACGAGAUGGUUAAACCCAGAACUGUGGUGCAGUGAAAGGGAGUACGGGAUCGAAGACAUCACCGCGAUGGCAGCUCAUUUCGCCAAACCAUUGGAGCACGCAUCUUUCAACUUGGCAUCUGCUUUAAAAGAGUGGCAUAGUUUCAAAAUAUACGUCAGGAGCCACUACCCUAAAUUGCCUGACCCGAAGUGUUUAUGGAAGUCAGUGCUUUCCAUUCGUCGCGAAGAAUUUCCUAAUCUUUGCAAACUCGCGAGCCUUGCAAUUUGCAUUUCUGGUUCCAACUCCACAGCCGAGCGUACGUUCAGCGUUCUUACGAACAUUCUGUCCGACAAGCAUUUGUCGAUGCGCCAUUCUACACUCGACGACUCUCUGAUUGUUUACGGCAAUGACGGCUUGUGGAGUGUCAAGGAAAAAGAAGAAUCAUUGACCGCGCAGUACAGAUCUACCUUAAAACAAACAACAGGCGAAAGAAAGUUGGUCAACCAGCGAAAAGACAGAAACUUGACGAGGAAAUUGCCGGUGAUAAACCACAAGAGUUGGCUGACCCUUUGGUUGUUGAUGAUGACAGUGAUACUGACAGCGACGCAUCUUUCUCAGACGAAGAAUUUUCACUUUCAGAAUCCGACAGUGACUGAACGCAUUGAGUUUAAUGCGUGA